Salarias fasciatus (jewelled blenny) is the source of this 4602-nucleotide messenger RNA. It is a transcript of the gene rufy2, whose product is annotated as RUN and FYVE domain containing 2. Gene Ontology annotation, molecular function: metal ion binding. The record is from RefSeq and is a predicted model, not a curated record. Gene Ontology annotation, cellular component: cytoplasm. NCBI's taxonomy places the organism in Eukaryota, Metazoa, Chordata, Actinopteri, Blenniiformes, Blenniidae. The coding region runs from base 435 to 2552 and encodes 705 amino acids. The transcript has 19 exons.
ACGUAGUGCAGCCUUUGUGUGUCCUGCGAGCCGCUGACACCGCCCCUCCGGAGGGAGCUAUGAGACCGUGGAGACGCCGACUAUCGGUUAGCUUUGGCUGGCUGUAAACAAAUGAGUAUACCGCCACGAUGUGCUAAAUAGACACCUUUACCCAUCCGCACUUUGGUCCGGUGUCCACGUCGGUGUCACCGGCCACCAUGUAGCGGAAGCGGCGGCAGGUUUUCGUUGUUUCUGCCCGGCGACGUUGCGGCGGUCGGUUGUUGACAGCGGUCGGACCUGUCAGUGCUUCGGCCGGUGGGCUCGCAGGUAUUUUUCUCACUUAGCACCGCGGGCACAAUGGUUAGCAGCGGUUAGCGGCACCGUAUGAAUUAGUUUCGCGUUGCCGGCAAACCGAGCAGCACAGCCAGCAACCGCCGUCUCCCAGGCGCUCGAACAUGGCAUCGCCCGCAGAGCACGACCUGGCUCUGUCUGAAGCGGACGGCAGCAAGGAGAAGACUCAGGUGUUCGGCAUUUUGAGGCUGCAGGAGGACAAAUCUGCUGCGGGGGAAAAGGCGAGCGGCAGCAGCGCGACCAGAGGAGGAGGUGGAGGAGGAGGAGGAGAUGGGCGAUGGCAGGCUCCGAUAUUCGCUCUGGCCAGGAAAGCCUCCGAGACUAUUUCAGGGAGCAUUCACGUCCUGCCGAAAGUGUCGGAGCACAGGACGUCGCUGCCAGGGGACUGGACGGUCCAAGCUCUCCGAGACCCCAUGGCCAUGGAGCGAGCCAACCUGUUGAACAUGGCGAAGCUGAGUAUAAAAGGUCUGAUUGAAUCUGCUCUGAGCUUUGGGCGAACGCUGGAUUCGGACUACCCACCUCUCCAGCAGUUCUUUGUGGUCAUGGAGCACUGUCUCAAACACGGGCUCAGAGUAAAGAAGUCCUUCCUGGGAUUUAACAAGUCACUGUGGGGUCCUCUGGAGCUGGUGGAGAAGCUGUGUCCUGAAGCAGCAGAGAUCUCAGCCUCUGUUCGAGAUCUGCCGGGACUGAAGACUCCGUUAGGCAGAGCAAGAGCAUGGCUGCGUUUGGCUCUCAUGCAGAAACGACUGGCCGAUUACCUGCGACUCCUCAUCACCAGAAAAGACUUGCUCAGUGAUUUCUAUGAGCAUUCAGCACUGAUGCUGGAGGAGGAGGGCGCAGUGAUCGUGGGCCUGCUGGUGGGCCUCAAUGUCAUUGAUGCUAACCUGUGUGUGAAAGGUGAAGACCUGGACUCUCAGGUCGGGGUGAUCGACUUCUCCAUGUAUCUGAAGAACGAUAUCGAUGAUUACAGGAGUGAAGAGAGGAAUAGCCAAAUUGCAUCCAUCUUGGAUCAGAAGAACUACGUAGAAGAACUGAAUCGACAGCUAAACUCCACGGUUCACGGCCUUCAGGGCAGAGUCGACUCUCUGGAGAAAUCCAACUCGAAACUCAUCGAGGAGUUAGCCAUAGCCAAGAACAACAUCAUCAAACUGCAAGAAGAAAAUCAGCAGCUCAGGGGUGAAAACAGUCUGAUUCUGCUAAAGACACAACAGCAUUUAGAGGUAACUCAAGGUGACGUGUCAGUGGAGAGAGACACAUACAAACAGUCCCGUCAGGGUCUGGAUGAGAUGUACAACGAAGCCCGACGACAGCUGAAGGAGGAAUGUCAGCUGAGACAGGAUGUGGAGAAUGAGCUGGUUGUCCAAGUGUCCAUGAAGCAAGAGAUGGAGCUCGCCAUGAAACUUCUGGAAAAAGAUAUUCAUGAAAAACAGGACACGCUGAUCGGACUGCGCCACCAGCUGGAUGAGGUCAAAGCCAUCAAUGUAGAAAUGUACCAGAAGAUGCAGUCGUCUGAUGAGGAGAUGAAGAAAAAGAACGAUAUGAUCACCCGUCUGGAGGAAAAGACCAAUCAGAUCACUGCCACCAUGAAGCAGCUGGAGCAAAGAUUACAGGAGGCAGAGAAGCACCGCACCUCGGCCGAGGAAGGAACCAGGCGCUUCAAGUUGGACUUUGCCAACAAGGCCGACAGCCUGCAGAGGCAGAUUGAACAGAGAGAAAAGCAGCUCCAGCAGCUGGAAACGGAUCUAAAGAUAGAGAGGGAGUGGAGACAGACGUUACAGAAUGAUCUGGGCCGAGAGCGAGACGCUGUAGCUCAGCUCAGCACCGAGGCGCUGCAGAUCAACGGACUGAAAAAAGAGUUUCAUCGUCUCCAGGAUGAAAACAUUCAGCUGAAGUCCAUCUGUGAAGACCAGGAACAAGCUCUGGAGGAGCUCGGCUCAAAACUCAGCGAAUCCAAGAUGAAGAUUGAGGACAUCAAAGAAGCCAACAAAGCUCUUCAGGGAGGCCAGGUUUGGUUAAAGGACAAAGAAGCUACUCACUGCAAGCUGUGUGAGAAAGAAUUUUCCAUCUCAAGACGAAAGCACCACUGCAGGAACUGUGGGGAGAUUUUCUGCAACAGCUGCUCUGACAAUGAACUUCCUCUGCCGGUGUCUCCCAAACCGGUCCGAGUCUGUGACACCUGCCACGCCCUCCUCCUUCAGCGGUGCUCCUCCAACCCAACGUGAGACGUGCUGCUGCCGGGAAAGCUCCACAGUUAUUUAAGCUCAGACUUGUUACCUAUCAGCUCUCCAGUGCGUCACUAUCUGCUGCUCGGAGUGAAACACAUGCAUUAACGAUCACACCUGAAGUCAGGCACAAACAAAGUGCAGCAGCUCCUGUAUCACACUGAUCACUUCCUCUGCUUAGAGGAAGCAGAGUGUCUGCUUUGACAUGGCUUAAACUUUGACUGUUAGAAGAUUUUCUAUCAUAAAUAUGCACCACUUCUUAGAACCACUUCAUUUACUUUAAAUGUGGACAUGAAGUCACAUUUUACAGCUACACAAAAAGAAACAGUCCAAACUAAGGUGAAACAUGAAGAGAAAAGAUUAAACUUCAGCGGUUCAGGUCAUGGUGCAGGGGGCUCAAUGAUAACAAAGAAAACUUCUCAAAAGGUCUAAUGUGAACACAUGAUGAUGAACAUCAGGUCUGCUGUGCUUCCAACACACAGGUGCUGAUCAGCAGGUACGGUUUGGUGGCCGAAAGUGAAACUGCAUCAACUUCGGCGACUAAAUGGAGAUGGUGUUCUGAACCUCUAGUUUAAUUUCAUUUUCCAUCAUCAUAAAACGCAUCGAUCCUCGAGCUCCCCUCACUUCUCCAUGCAUCACAAUGGCCUUGUUACUAUUGUUACUAUUGAAUGGGACUAAAAAGCACCUUCUGGGGCAGCAUAUACACAGGCGGCAACAAUCAUGCCACAGCUACUGGCUACAGGGUGAUAUGUACGAAAUCAAAAUUAAAACAUUUAGGGUAGGACUAUUAUUUCGUCAUAUUUUGGAAAUUAAAUGUGCACUAAUUGAAUUGCUAAACAUGGAAGCAUUGAAGAUGCAUUUCACUGCAUGUGAAUCCCAACCCAACGGCCCUUCACGAUAAUGAACUUGUAGAAAUUCAGUGGUUCACACUCUGAAACCCUCUGAUCUCCAGCAGCCACAAUUGGUUUUGUUUGUACAGAUGAAUCCCUAGAAAGAAAAAAAAAAUUCUGGACACAUCUGUACUUUGAUUACGGCACUUCCUCUAAUUACUGUAACUUUACCCCCCGGCAGGUGAAAUUCUGCUAACAGCCUGCCUCCUCGUCAGUAUGUGGCCUUGAAAUACACUGAAAUGAAACCUUGUUUUUUUUUUCUCUCUCUUCAAACUGUACGACCGCCACUCGUGCCUGUGUAUAUGCAGUGAGCACCACCUGCUUUAUCUUCUCAUGUUGCCAAAAGGAGCUCGGCAUUUCAGUAGCUCUGAAGAGACAGUCCAACACAUUUCUGAGUAGCACACUUCAGCGUUUCUCUGAGACACUAACGCAGCGGACGCUGCUCCGGGGACCAAGGGGAGCGACGGCCCGGUGCAGUCGGCGUCAGCCUGGCUUCUUCUCACAGCAGCACUUCAGCGGUGGACAGGCCGGACUGCUGCCACUUCUGACAACUUUACCACAAUGUAUUUCUGAGUACUUUGCCAAUCACUUGAGUAUUUAUGAUCGAUUUGUACUUGGAAGCUGAACUGUCCCUAAACACUUGAAGUCAGUCGAACUCAAACAUCAUGGGGAGAAAAAAAAAAUCACUGUUUACUGCUGCUCCAUUCCUGAGAGGGAAGUUUGAAACUCUAAAACUUUAAAAUCAGGAUUCAGUCCUGUGGUUUUUUUGUGUCGUCAGACUGACUGGAGGCUGUUGGUCUUCAGUGAUGGGUUAGUGAUUCCAGUACCUCUGUAUUCUGCUUUUGUAUGUUCAAUGUUUACAAUCUAAGAACUGGAAAGAUUCAUUCCGACAAACAUGAGAACAGUACUGGGUUCAUCAUGAGCUACAAAUGUUUCUGAACUGAACCCGGGCUGAUCAGUUUCUGUGCACCACUCUUGUAAAUCCCUCCCAACUUUUAGUGGGACUUGUACAGCGUUGGACUGUAUGUUGUGUAUAAAUACUGAGAACUGUGGCACCUGAGCUGACGACAUCCUGCCAGUUCAUCGACUCGACUGCCAACAGUCUGUUGCCUUCACUGUGUAGCAGUUUGAAUAAAUCAAGUUACAGAUGAAAGGAUGAU